This is a messenger RNA of Alosa alosa (allis shad), 5056 nucleotides long. RefSeq names its product mucin-5AC-like. Gene Ontology annotation, cellular component: extracellular matrix. The record is from RefSeq and is a predicted model, not a curated record. The transcript has 29 exons. Gene Ontology annotation, molecular function: protein binding. Bases 1 to 4956 code for a protein of 1651 amino acids. Lineage: Eukaryota; Metazoa; Chordata; Actinopteri; Clupeiformes; Clupeidae.
AUGCUUGCAGGAACAAGCCCAGUGCACAAUGAACAGGUCUGUAGCACGUGGGGUAACUACCAUUUCAAGACGUUUGAUGGAGACAUCUUCCAGCUCCCGUCCAGCUGCAACUACGUCCUGGCCUCUCAGUGCAAGAGCAGCUAUGAGGAUUUCAACAUCCAAAUGAGGAGGGAGCUGGAGAAUGGCCUCCCGACCAUCAGCAAGAUCACCAUGGUUCUGGAGGGCACCGUAGUGGAGCUGGUGAAGGGCUCUGUCUCCGUAAAUGGAAAACUUGUGAUACUGCCAUUCAGUGAAUCAGGGGUUCUCAUUGAGAAGAGCUCAUCCUACAUCAACAUCAAGGCAAAGCUGGGGCUCUUGGCCAAUUGGAAUGAGGAUGAUGCCUUUAUGGUGGAACUGGACAAGAAAUAUGCAAACCAAACUUGUGGGUUGUGUGGAGACUUCAAUGGUGUCCAGACACACAAUGAGUUUGUCACAAAGGGUGUGCCCAUUUCUAAUCUUGACUAUGGAAGCCUCUGGAAGCUGGAUGGUCCAACUGAAACCUGUACAGAGCCAAUUACACCUGAACCAACGUGCAAAGAUAUGACGUCUGUAUGUGAGCAGCUGCUCUCCAGCCCUGCCUUUGAAAGCUGUAAAGCCGUAGUGAACGCCGACUCAUUCAUCAAGGCCUGUGCGAGGGACCUCUGCCUGUGUGCCAACAGCUCUGACUCCUUCUGCCUGUGCGGCACCAUUUCUGAGUACUCACGUCAGUGCAUCCAUGCCGGAGGAAAACCCAGCGAAUGGAGAACAGAACAGUUCUGCUCAAAAUCAUGCCCCUCCAACAUGGUGCACCAGGAGUGUGGAAGCCCGUGUGUGGACACCUGCUCAAACCCUGACAGAGGACAGGUGUGUGAGGAGCACUGCAUGGAUGGAUGCUUCUGCCCACCAGGCACUGUGUUUGAUGAUGUCACUGGGAAGGGCUGCAUCAGCUCAACAAAGUGCUCCUGCAGCAACAACGGAAACAUAUACCAACCUGGAGAGUCUUAUUCCAGCAACUGUAAACACUGUACCUGUGGUGGUGGCCAGUGGAGCUGUAUAGAGAAGGACUGCCCAGCAACAUGCUCUGUGGAGGGAGGCUCCCACUUCUUCACCUAUGAUGGGAAAGCCUACACUUUCCAUGGGGACUGUACCUAUGUCCUCACCAAGCAAUGUAAUGGGGCCGACUUCACAGUGCUUGGGGAUCUUGUCAGGUGUGGUUUGACAGACACAGAGACUUGUCUGAAGGCUUUGACGUUGGCAGUUUCUGGAGAUACUGUGAUUAAUAUCCAGUCCAAUGGAAAAGUUUUUGUAAACAGGAAGUACUCUCAGUUGCCCCUGUCUACAGGAGAACUCAGCAUCUUCAAGCCAUCCUCCUUUUACAUUGUCAUUCAUACCAACAUUGGACUCAGUUUGGAAAUCCAACUUGUACCAAUCAUGCAGGUUUACAUCACUGCCAACCCCACAUUCCAGGGGCAGACAUGUGGACUGUGUGGGAACUUUAACAACAUGCAAGCUGAUGACUUCACAACCAUCAGUGGACUGAGAGAGGGCACUGCUGUGGACUUUGCCAACACCUGGAAGACAAGAGCUAGCUGUCCAGACGUGAAGAGAAGCUUUGAAAAUCCCUGCAGUUUGAGUGUUGAAAAUGAGCGGUAUGCCCAAUACUGGUGUUCCAUGCUGACUGAUCCGGCAGGAGUUUUUUCUCCGUGCCACUCAGAAAUCAGCCCAGACAUCUACAAAACAAACUGCAUGUACGACAGCUGCAACUGUGAGAAGAGUGAGGACUGCAUGUGUGCUGCUCUCUCAUCCUAUGUGCAUGCAUGUGCAGCUAAAGGCAUCCAGCUGAACGGGUGGAGAGACACAACCUGCAACAAAUACACCAACUCCUGCCCAAGCAACACUGUCUACUCCUACAACAUGACAAACUGUGGCCGUACCUGCCGUUCCCUCAACCAGAAUGAUUACUCGUGCCACAUUGACUUUGUGCCAGUAGAUGGCUGUGGCUGUAAGGAAGACACCUACAUGAAUGAUCGAGGGGACUGUGUGGCUGCUACCAGCUGCCCUUGUUAUGAUGGCAACACUGUGAUACCAUCCGGAGAGGUCAUAAGUAAAGAUGGAACCACAUGCACAUGCAAACAAGGACAACUGCAUUGCAUUGGUAAACUGCAAGCCAUGUUAAUAACAUGUCCUGAGCCCAUGGUGUACUUCAACUGCUCCAGUGCUGGCCCUGGAGCCAAAGGUUCAGAGUGCCAAAAGAGCUGCAACACUCUGGACAUGGCCUGUAUAAGCACAGAAUGUGUGUCGGGAUGCAUGUGUCCCUCUGGCCUUGUCACCGAUGGAAAAGGAGGAUGUAUUAGCGAGGAUGAUUGCCCCUGCACCCAUAAUAGUGUUCUAUACCAGCCUGGAGAGACUAUCAAGGUUGACUGCAAUACCUGUGUUUGUAAGGACAGAAAAUGGCAGUGCACUUUCAACCAGUGCCACGGCACUUGUACCGUCUAUGGGGAUGGACAUUACAUCACUUUUGAUGAAAAACUGUACACGUUCAGUGGAGGCUGUGAAUACAUUCUUGCCCAGGAUUUCUGUUCCAACAACAAAGACAAUGGCACAUUCAGAGUCAUCACUGAGAAUAUCCCAUGUGGAACAACAGGCACCACCUGUUCAAAAUCCAUCAAGAUUUUCUUGGGUAACACUGAGCUGAUUCUGACGGACGGGAGUUACCAGGUGGUCCAAAGAGACUCAGGAGAGCAAAUACCCUACAAAACCCGCAUUAUGGGAAUCUACCUGGUUAUUGAAGCCGAUAAUGGCCUUAUUCUUAUAUGGGACAAGAAAACAAGCAUGUUUAUAAGGCUCAGUCCAGAAUUUAAUGGUCGCGUCUGUGGUCUGUGUGGAAACUACGAUGGUAACACCAACAAUGACUUCACCACAAGAAGCCAAGAAGUCGUUAUUGAUGCCCAGACAUUUGGUAACAGCUGGACGUUCUCUUCAAGCUGUCCAGAAUCAAUGGUUGCUGUGAGCCCGAUGCUUGCUGCGAGCCAAGUGCUUGCUGUGAGCUCAGCGGCUGCUGUGAGCCCAUGCGCUAAUAAUCCCUACCGGCAGUCCUGGGCUCAAAGACAGUGUAGCAUCAUCACAGGCACGGUCUUCUCCUCCUGCCACUCUCAGGUGGAUCCCUCGACUUACUAUGAUGCUUGCGUGAGUGACUCAUGUGCCUGUGAUACUGGUGGAGACUGUGAGUGUUUCUGCACUGCAGUGGCCGCUUAUGCAGCCGCUUGUAAUGAAGCUGGAGCCUGUGUAGCCUGGAGAACCCCAAAGAUCUGCCCUCUCUUCUGUGAUUACUACAACCCACCUGGUGAGUGUGAGUGGCACUACAAACCCUGUGGAGCUCCAUGCAUGAAGACCUGCAGGAAUCCCACUGGGCAGUGCUCUCAACAGAUACCAGCGCUUGAGGGUUGUUAUCCUCAAUGCCCCUCUGAUCAGCCAUACUUGGAUGAAGAUCAGAUGAAGUGUGUGGAGAGAGAGGCAUGUGGCUGUUAUGUUGGAGAGAUUCAAUUCAGCUACGGACAGAGUGUACCCACCAAUGAGUCCUGUCAGACAUGCUAUUGUUCAUCAACUGGAGUUCAGUGCCACUACGAUGUCAAUGCAUGCAUUUGCACAGUAAAUGGCCAGGAAUACCACUAUGGAUCAGUUCUCUACAAUACAACAGACGGGCUAGGUGGUUGUAUAACAGCCAUUUGCGGUGUAAACGGAACAAUUGAAAGGCACCUUGAACCUUGUGACAUGACCACAUCUAUCCCUACAUCAACACCAAUAAGUUCAACAACAGCUGUGCCUCUUACAACAGUCUUUGUCUUUACCUCAACAGGUGAUUGUUACCACAACAACAGGCAAAUAACGACAACAACUGUAUUUGAGACAACAACAGAGGGAAUUACAUCAACUAGGCCACCAAAGGUUGAGACUACACUGCCAACAACUUCCUCAACAACACAGAUUGUUGUAGACACAACAACAACUAGGUCGCCAUCAACUUCUACUGAAACACCUGUCUCAAGCACAGAAACCUCAACUUCCGCUGUGAUUACAUCUGGUCCAACUACUGCCACCACCACAACAAAAGCACCUACAACAACAGCUCAAGCUGAAACUACAACAGCGGAAUCUGCCACAACAUCUACUAAUCCACCAAGGGUUGAAACUACUGGGCCAACAACAGCAUCUACAACGAUUAUUGUGGAAGAAACCACCACAACAGGUAAACUAUCAACAUCAAGCGCAACUGCUGGGCCAAGCACACAAACUUCAGGCCCUGUUGUAACAUCAAAACCCACAGUUGUUACCACAACAACAGGCAAGCCAACGACAACAACUGAAUUUGAGACAACAACAGAGGGAAUUACAUCAACUAGGCCACCAAAGGUUGAGACUACACUGCCAACAACUUCCUCAACAACACAGAUUGUUGUAGACACAACAACAACUAGGUCGCAAUCAACUUCUACUGAAACACCUUUCUCAAGCACAGAAACCUCAACUUCCGCUGUGAUUACAUCUGGUCCAACUACUGCAACCACCACAACAAAAGCACCUACAACAACAGCUCAAGCUGAAACUACAACAGAGGAAUCUGCCACAACAUCUACUAAUCCACCAAGGGUUGAAACUACUGGGCCAACAACAGCAUCUACAACGAUUAUUGUGGAAGAAACCACCACAACAGGUAAACUAUCAACAUCAAGCGCAACUGCUGGGCCAAGCACACAAACUUCAGGCCCUGUUGUAACAUCAAAACCCACAGUUGUUACCACAACAACAGGCAAGCCAACGACAACAACUGUAUUUGAGACAACAACAGAGGGAAUUACAUCAACUAGGCCACCAAAGGUUGAGACUACACUGCCAACAACUUCCUCAACAACUAGAUCACCAUCACCUCCACAGAGAUGACAACAGUUAAAACAUCUCUUGAACCAGUGACAGCUACUUUACCUGUGAUAACGCUGACAACAGAAGGGAGAGUAAGUCAAACUGCACAAGUUUCUACGAC